Magallana angulata is the source of this 5395-nucleotide messenger RNA. RefSeq lists its product as uncharacterized. Gene Ontology annotation, molecular function: protein binding; cysteine-type endopeptidase activity. The transcript is spliced from 25 exons. The coding region runs from base 7 to 4080 and encodes 1357 amino acids. Gene Ontology annotation, biological process: proteolysis. NCBI's taxonomy places the organism in Eukaryota, Metazoa, Mollusca, Bivalvia, Ostreida, Ostreidae. The record is from RefSeq and is a predicted model, not a curated record.
GAACAUAUGACAAUUUUUCCUGAAAAUUCGACCGUUAGUCAAGUUGGAAGUGAGGUAGAGGCAUUCACACAGAGAACAAAGGAACUAGCAAAGAUCGUAGCUGAACUAGAAAGAACUCUGGAGUAUCAAAAGCGUCUCAACAAAGGUGAAAAAAUACCAAAAAGGCUUGAGUCUAAACUAAAUAUGGAAAUUCUGAAACCAGUCAGAAGGAAAGAUUGUCCAAAAAGAAUUCUUUUCAUUAUUACUAAUGAUAUGUUUGCAAGAUCUCCACAACUAAAAGCUUCCGCCAGAAUGCAAACUGAAAUUACCCGACUUUUUGAGCGCGAUUGGAAAGGAGAAGGUGAUAUUGUUAGAAGAAUCAGAAAUGGCACUCGAGCACAAAUCUUGAAUGAAUUCGAAAAACUACGACAAAGAUUGGACUUUGACAGCCAUAAAAUGUUCAUCUGCAUAAUUCUCAGUUACGGAAACGUGGAGGGGUUCAGGACAAUGGAUGAGGAAAUGAUCGAGUAUCAAGAGAUCUUCUCUAUGUUCAAUGGAUCUAAUUGGUUGCAUUUCAGUGAAAAACCAAAAUUUUUCUUUAUUGAUGUUCAACCAAUGAAAAUGGAAAGAACAGGUGAUUAUCCUCAAGACCUUCGUGUGAAGGAACUUUCAGAGGACGAAGUUGAGAUCCGGUGGAAGCCACCGAAAAUGUUUCAGAGCAGCCAGCUUAAUUACUUAGUACACUGCUAUAGGUUAAAUGAUCAAAAGGUUCAUACUAAAACCCAUGAACUCAUUGCGAAGAAAACCAGUUGUGUUCUCGAUGAAAUGCAAAAGGACGUGACUUAUAAAAUAAGUGUAUGGUCCAUUCAGGCAACAACCCAGAAAAAGAGAGGGCUUCCAAGUCAAACCAAAUAUACUUUGAGAGAAAAGGUUUUAGCUCCAGUAUCUGGAAGGUUAACAGCGAAAUCAACAACAUACGACACAAUAACAAUUUAUUGGCCUUUACCGUUGGAGAAUAGAAAACCGCCGUAUUUCGCGAAAUACAAAGAAAAAACAGCUGAUAGUUUUAAAAGAACACUUUUACCUCCCAAUGAGACUGAGGUGAAUCAGGGCCACGUUUUGAACUUUUUAAAGAGUAACACUGAAUAUAUUAUACGACUUUUUGCUGGAAACUCUAGAAUUCUCAACGAAGUGAAAAUUAAGACACUGGCAAAACAUCAACCCAAGGACCUUAAAGCAAAACACAUAACACCUUUUGAGAUUGAGUUAACAUGGGCAACCCCAAGCGUAUAUCUUCGCGGAAGCUACAGGUACCACGUGUUUUAUCAGAUGAAAAACUCAACAGAGAAUAGUGUUGUUACGCUCGUUGAACAACACACGUUGACUGACUUGAUACCAGAUGUUGUUUACACUAUAUGGGUAACAGCUGAAAAGGACAAAUUUAUGGGAGAUCCGUCGGACUCAAUAGAGUGCCACACACCAAGAUGUGGUCCCCAGAAUUUACAAGUAGAUGCCCACGAACGGAGUAUACGUGUGUAUUGGGACGAGGCUGUUGUUCCAGCCGAGACAGAAAGCUUAAGUUAUAGAGCUCGUCUUCAAAAUGAUAAUAUCCGUCCAAUAGUUGGAGAGGUGCUUCCUACGCCCGAUGCCAAGUACAACUACGCCUGUUAUUUUCGGGAUCUAUGGACGGACACGCAAUACACUCUAGUCAUAACCACAGUGAUUGACGAGGGAGACUGGGACCCACCCACCGAAGUACCAAUCAAAACGAGGCGAGAUGGGAUUGUUGAUGGGUUCGUUCAACCAACCACAAUCAAAGCUUUUCUACGAGCAAAGGAAAUAAAAUUAACAUGGCAACCCCCUCUUCAUACCAAACGAGGAAAAAUGAUGUAUCGCAUAGAAUGGCGUGAAAAACUUAAACCAGCAGCCGAAACAAAGAAAGCUGAAACAAAGGUUCACAUCUUCACCAUUAAAAAACUCAAACCGAACACGGAAUACGAUGUCCGGGUUCUAGCAUUCGUGCCCGGAACUUUACCUCCAGAACCCGGAGAGGAAAAAGUAUCGGAAGCAGUUUUACCUGAUAUAGAUGAACAUGGACCCCAUCUUCCAAAAAUUCCAGAAGGGUCUAUCAUAGCACAGGCAGGAACCGAAUACGCUUUGAUGACUUCCAAAAUAAAGGAGGCAGAAACUAUUAUUGAGAUGAAUCCUCCAUUGGAAGAACUAGAUGAACAAGCUCUUAUGGAAGAUCAGAAUGCAGAACCAGAUACCACACCACCUAUUUUGACGCCAAAAAGAAGGGAACCAAAAAAGGUUGUUUUUAUCAUUAUAAAUGAUUUGUUCAAGAAAAGCAAGCCACUACCUGUCCUGAAGAAGACUUUUGCUAACUUAAUGCGACUUUUUGAAAGAGACAUGAUUGUUAAAGACGAUCUUAUACUAAAAAUUCACAAUGGUGGCAAAAACUUCAUACUUAACGAGCUUCAUAAGAUCACUUCAAGGAAGGACUUUUUCAGUUAUAGCAUGUUUAUGUGCUUUAUUGCAACGCACGGGAAUCAAGAGGGGUUCAAUACGAGUGACGAAAGCACAAUUUCUUACCACGAACUCUUUAGAUUAGUUUCUCAAAAGGAAUGGAAAGAUUUCACGGAUAAACCCAAAAUUUUCUUCAUUGACACUUGUCGAACGAAAAUGGAUAAAAGAGGUUUAUAUCCUAAAGACCUUCAGAUCGAGGAACUGCCUUCUCAUGAAUUAGCAGUGUCUUGGAGCCCCCCUGAGUUAUUCGAUCAUUACGAGCUGAACUAUAUAGUCAAUGUUUAUGAAAUAGAUCAGAACAAAAUCUGUGUGAAAAGGCGUGAGCUGCUAUCUUUAACACCAAGCUGUCUUUUACGGGACCUCAAUUCGAAAACUAUCUACAAAAUUAGUGUCUGGCCAGUGUUAGCCAAAACACAGAAAAAGAAAGGAUGGCCAAAUCACACCAAAUACAUGAUUCAGGACAUUGCGGAAAGGAACCAGAUCCAAAUGGUUGCUUCUUCGACAAGUUCUAUAACCAUAUCAUGGUGGCUGAAUGAGGAAGUGGCCGAUGAAAGCUUUACAGCUAAAUGCAGGAAGAAGGGCGGAGGGGACGAAAUAUCAGAGGAGCUAGAAAUCGUGUCGGGUAAACAACAAACCCAUAUGAUAGGUUACCUCGACAGCAACACAACCUAUUUGGUCGGAAUCUACAUCGGUUCUAAUGUUUAUCUUCCGGAGGUCGAACUCAAAACAAAAGCUAAACUUCAACCAGAAAAUUUGAAGGUAGUGGAUGUACAGUCUUUUGAAAUAACCGUGUCGUGGGAUCCACCUUCGCAAGAUUACUAUGGCAUAUCACACUAUUUAGUAGAGUUUCGCUCGAAAUACCUCAUCGACUUUGUGCAAGUUUCCUCAGUACCUACUUUAAAACACUACAAAUACAUACUUACUGGCAUGGAACCGGAUGUGAUAUACAAAAUAAGAGUGUUUGCAGAGAAAAACAAAGGAAAGGGGGAUCCAACAAAUUUCGUUAAAUGCAGAACUCCAAAAGUCGGCCCAACAGACCUUGAAAUAAAAUCGGAAACUACGUCAAUAACGAUAUUUUGGAACGACGCCACACUUCCGGACGAGGACGCCAAAAUUGCAUACAAACUUUCAUUACGUUACGAAGGAAUCCAUAUAGCAAAUGGUGCUGUCGUCAAGUCCAAAGAAGAGGAUCCGGAACACAAAUACAGCUGUUACUUUUCUAACCUGUGGACCGGAACUACGUUUAAGUUAACAAUUCUGACGAUUAGCAAUGAUCAAAUUUGGGAUCCACCAAUAGAAAUGGAAGUUAAGACAAAGAAAGAUAUGAACAGAUCCGGUUUGGAGCCGAGAGACAACAACUUCGUCGUCGCCUAUAACGACUCCGUGACAACCACAGGCAAAGGAACGAAUGGAUGGUUCAUGUCCUCCAUUAUCAAGAACCUUCGAAACAAAUAUUCACAACAUGAUUUGGAAGAUAUUCUGGGAUUUGUUCUGGAAGAUGUUCCAAAAAGACAACAGAAAAAAGAACGAAGUCCAAUUACCAUUUCAACACUUAAUUCGAAAGUUUCCAUAUAAAAAACAACACAAAUCUGUAUAUCAGUAUUGAUCUUAAAAUCUAAAGUAUGUAUGGUGGGAAUACAGUGAUAAAAAAAGAUAAAAACUUUUAUGAAGUUUUAUUCUCGGUGAAAUAGAUUCAGUAUGUAGUGGAUCGAUAAAAUAACAUACAUCUGGUGCUGUACUGGCUUUUUGUCAUAUAGAAUAACGUAUUUGUUUCUGGUCACACUUUUUUCUAAUACUUUCUAUUAUCUAUACCGUAAUGAUGUUUUAGUAAAUAUAAAUGUAUUAAUUGCAGUAAUACUCGUUACAUAUUAUUUGUUUGAAUGUGUUUUUAUGUAGCAGAAUUUUCUAUGCAUGUUAGUUAAAUAAAAAUACUUGAAAAUGUUCUUAUAUUGUAAAGAAACAAUGUUUAUCUAAAUUUAAAUUGAAGUUUUUUACCCCUGCUUAUCUAAAAGGACUUUGUGCGGUAUUAUGCAUUUUUUGCCCCAAAAUUAACGUUUUUUUAGCUCACCUGAGCUGAAAGCCCAAGUGAGCUUUUCUGAUCACAGUUUGUCCGGCGUCCGUCUGUCUGUAAACCUUGAACUUUUUCGACUUAUUCUCCUCCACCACUUGGCGAGUUUCAACCAAACUUGGCACAAAUCAUCAUUUGGUAAGGGGGAUUCAAGAUUCUUAAAAUAAAGGGACAGGCCCUAUUUAAAGGGGAAAUAAUUAGGAUUUAUUGAAAAUUUGGUGAUAUUUUUCAAAAAUAUUGUUCUCAAAAACCAUUUGGCCAGAAAAGCUGAAACUUUGUGUGGAAGCCUCUUCAGAUAGUGUAAUUUCAAGUUUGUACAAAUCAUGGUCCCCGGGGUUAAGGUGGGGCCACAAUAGGGGGGGUCAAAGCUUUACAUAGGAGUAUUUAGUGAUAAAAUUAAAAAAUUUACUCCUCAAAAACCAAUAAGACAGAAAAGCUGAAACUUGUGUGGAUGCAUCCUUAGAUAAUGUAAAAUCAAUUUGUUCAAAUCAUAGUCCCCGGGGGUAAGGUGGGGCCACAAUGGGGGGUCGAAGUUUUACAUAGGAGUAAAUAGAGUUAAUCUUUAUAAAUCUUCUUUUCAAAAACUAUUUGGCCAUAAAAAGUGAAACUUGUAUUGAAGCAUCCUCAGAUAGUGUAGAUUCAAGUUAAUUCAAAUCAUGGUUCUCGUGGGUAAAAUAGGGCCACAAUGGAAAGGGGGCUUAAUUUUACAUAGGAGUAUAUCGAGUUAAACUUUUAAAAUUUACUUAUCAAAAACCAUUUUGCCAGAAAUGCUGAAACUUGUGUGAAAGCAUCCUCAGAUAGUGUAGAUUUAAGUUUGUUCAA